Molecule: messenger RNA, 1933 nt
Organism: Tinamus guttatus (white-throated tinamou)
Lineage: Eukaryota; Metazoa; Chordata; Aves; Tinamiformes; Tinamidae
Source: RefSeq, a predicted model, not a curated record
AGUUGAAAAGACAACUGACUACCCUUCGGCCGAGUACUCCCUGGUGGAGGAUGUAGCCCUCCACUUCACGUGUUUGAUGGACAGACUGAAUGAGCAGCGCCUCUUUCAGCCUGACCUGUGCGACGUGGACAUCGUGCUGGUGCAGCAGAAGAGCAUCUUCCCAGCGCACAAGGGGGUCCUCGCCGCCUACAGCCAGUUCUUCCACUCCCUCUUCACCCAGAACAAGCAGCUGCAGCGCGUGGAGCUGUCGCUGGAGGCCCUGACCUCGCAAGGCCUCCAGCAGAUCCUCAACUUCAUCUACACCUCCAAGCUGCUGGUCAACUCCUGCAAUGUGCAGGACGUGCUGAACGCGGCCGCCGUGCUGCAGAUGAACAACAUCGCCUCCUCCUGCCAGGACCUCCUCGACACCCGCUCCCUGAGCCUGGCCAUGGCCAGCGACAUGGCCCUGCCUCCCGAGGGCUGCGCCAGUGCCGUCCCGCCACCCUACUACUGCGAGAUCAAGCAGGAGGUGGAUGCCCCACACGCCAAGAUCUACGCCCGCGAAGGCAACGACCCCUUCUCGGUGCGUGUGGAGGACGGCGCGGGCGGCGGGACCCUCCCUGCUGUGCCGGCCAAGCAGUACUACAAGGAGGAGAAGGACGGCGGUGCGGCCGCCGUCUGUAAGAUGGAGGGCGAGGAGUCCGAGGAGGACCUGGACAGCCAGGGCUCGUACAACCGGGAGCAGAUCAUUGUGGAGGUGAACCUCAACAACCAGACCCUCAACGUCUCCAAAGGGAUGGAGGGGAAGGCAGCCGGCAGCGAGCCUGCUGCCGCGACUGCCGCGGUCAUGCGGCCUGAUGGCGACGGCCGUGACACUGAGGAGGACGGGGAAGAGGAGAACGAGGAAGGGGAUGAGGAGGAGGAAGAGGAGGAGGAUGCGGAGGUGGGGGAAGAGGAGGAGGAAGAGCACAGUGAGGAGGAAGACCUAGAGGAGACAACGGAAGAAGAGGAGGAGGAAGAUGAUGAUGAAGAUGCAGCAGAGGUGAAAAGGGAAAAGAGCGGGCAGGCCCGCAGAACCAGCCGGGCAUCUAAAGCCACCAAAUCUGCCAUGGCUACCAGGUCCCAGGAGAUGGCCAAGGCGGAAGAAGAAGAGGAGGAAGAAGAGGAAGGCCAGCGAGGGAGGAAGAGAAAGAAGGAGCAGGACGGGUUGGGCCAGAAGGUGAAGCUGGAGGAGAAACAGCACUACCCGUGCAAGAAGUGCCCGCGGGUCUUCAACAACCGCUGGUACCUGGAGAAGCACAUGAACGUGACGCACAGCCGCAUGCAGAUCUGCGACAAGUGCGGGAAGCGCUUCCUGCUUGAGAGCGAGCUGCUCCUGCACCACCAGACCGACUGCGAGAAGAACAUCCAGUGCGUGACGUGUGGGAAGGGGUUCAAGAAGCUCUGGUCGCUCCAUGAGCACAACAAAAUCGUCCACGGCUACGCGGAGAAGAAGUUCUCCUGCGAGAUCUGCGAGAAGAAGUUCUACACGAUGGCCCAUGUGCGGAAACACAUGGUUGCUCAUACCAAGGACAUGCCGUUCACGUGCGAGACGUGCGGGAAGUCCUUCAAGCGCAGCAUGUCCCUGAAAGUCCAUUCGCUCCAGCACUCCGGGGAAAAGCCAUUUAAAUGUGAGAAAAGCAAAUAUCUCCCACCCCAAAAUCAUCUAGCCAAACUGAGGAUUAGUGAAAAAUCCCUGUUCACAGUUGGAACUGAUGGAGAAGCUGUGGCCAGAAGCACAGAAGAGGGGGUUGAAAUGACACCCAUUUGUCAGCUGUUUUGCGAUGGAUCUCUGCUACAUGUGGUAGUUUCAUCUCCUGUUGACCAAGGGGUCAUCUGCAGGAAAGAGGGAAGUGAUUCAUCCUCAGGGGACACCACCUUUUCAGGAGGCAUCUUCCUCACCACCACUUUCUGA